AUGAAAAAAACAGCAGCAUCGAAUUUCAGCGAUUUAUAUUUGGCAUGUUGCAAUGGUGACAUAGCUGUAGUCGAACGUUUAUUGCCAGUUACUCCAUUGAAAGUUCUCAAUUAUGUAGAACCAGAUGGAAAUACUUGUCUUCAUGCUGCUUCUUCUCGUGGUUAUAAUAAUAUUAUUACACUUCUUCUAAGACAUGGAGCAUCGCGUCGUGUACAAGAUCGGAAUGGUCGUUCACCUUUAGAAAUAGCAAGAACAGGAGAUGUUGCAAAACUUUUUGCUCGUCCGGUAGAAGCAGCAGAAAAACGCUUUAGUGCUAGUCCAGCUCAGCAACCUGAAUGGCAAUUCGAGAACGAUCGUGCUGAAUCAUUUUCACGUGCUAUUCAUUGGGGAUGUAUUAAAGAUCGUGGUAUAAAAAAAACAGUUGAAAAAAUUCGAAAAGCAGGGAUGUUAGACAAUGAUGGAGAGGAAUCAACUGGAAUUGUACAAGAUUAUUUUAACAAUGCAUUACAAGAAAAGAACCCAAUAUACUUACUUACAGCUUAUACCGUUGAAAAUAAAUUUUAUAAACUACUUAAUCGCGAAAUGGCUACUGGAAAUAGUCGACAAGUGUUUGAAAAAUUACGUGGAAAAUGGACUGGUUAUUAUACAGGUAUUAUUGCGAGAAAUUCUGCAUUUGAUAAUUUUCGUUUUUCGGGACAAACAUAUCGAGGAAUGGAAAUAACUCAAUCUGAUUUUGCACAAUAUAAAAUUGGUACUGCAUUAUCAAAUAAAUCAUUUCAGUCAACAUCUAAAUCAUGGACAAUUGCUAAAGGCUUUGCUUGUCCAUCACAACCAAGACCUGGAAGAUUACCUGUAGUUAUUAUUUUUACAAUAACCGAUCGAAGAUCUGCAUUGAGCAUUGACGCUAUAUCAUACUAUCAAAAUGAAGAAGAAGUUUUGGUUUUGCCCGGUACUUUAUUUAUAGUAUCUAAUAUCAAUCAAGAUGAAUUUCCUUAUGAAGUUGAAUUAGAACAACUUGAAUGGAAGAACGAAUUUUGA
Rotaria sp. Silwood2 is the source of this 1038-nucleotide messenger RNA. NCBI's taxonomy places the organism in Eukaryota, Metazoa, Rotifera, Eurotatoria, Philodinida, Philodinidae. The record is from the annotation of a GenBank genome assembly.